GGUUUAUAUUAUUUUUAUAUUAUUAUUUUCAGGUUUUAAUAGUUUUAGUUUUAUUUAAGCCCCUAAGCAUGCAACUGCUGUUUAAUCUGAAGUUAAACCCUUUUCAUGUAACUUUUGGAGGGGUCUGCAGGUCUAAAGUAUGUUUACUAAAGAGAUGACAUGAGGACUAGGCCCUGAUUGUAUCAAAAGCAUGUUAUUCCUGCAAGUGGCUUCACAGGCAGAACACUGCUGAUAAAAAUACCUUAAACCAGCCUAAGAUGGCUUCUUGGCCGGUCAGGAUGAUUUAAGACAAGUUUUGGGGACUCUUUAUUCCAAUUGGGAGGCCAGCUUGUUCAGGAUGGAAGACCCAUUUUUAGCAGGACUGUUGAAAAAAUAAUUUUCGAGCAAGUAAUUUUAGAGACAAUAAUGUCUCUACAAACCAUGUCUAACGCUUUUAAUGUAUUUGACCUUGAAAGGUUCGUUUAGAAAGGGCAUAUUUGUAUCCUUCUCGAAUCAUAACGGGAUAUUCAUUUGUGCCUCCCCUAGCGGAGACGAGGCGGAUUUACAAUGUCAAAUAAAAAAGCAGGGAUGAACGCCAUGUCUGAUCCCGCUGUUGAGCGGUAGAGAGAGCGAACACAGCGGGCGGACUUCGAGGAUUCGAGUCGGAGCGCGGAAGCAGGCUCGAUGUCGGAGAGCGCGGGGAUUCCUCAGGGCUCCCCGGCGGUAGGUGCAGCGGGCUCGGCUGCGGCUGCGCCAGGGGUCGGUGGAACCGAGUGUUCGGGCGCUGCUGUCGGUUCUGCACGGAUCGCCGUCAAGAAGGCGCAGCUCCGCUCCUCCCCGCGUCCGAAGAAACUGGAGAAACUCGGUGUAUAUUCCUCGUGCAAGGCUGAAGGAGCUUGUAAGUGUAAUGGCUGGAAGAGUCAAAACCCACCUCCAACUCCGCCCCCUCCAACCCCGCCCAGGGCUGAGCAGCCAAUUGCAGUUAACUUAAUGGAGCCCUGCAGAAGCUGCAGCCACGCCCUCGGUGACCAUGUGACACAUCUGGAGAAUGUGUCAGAGGAGGAGAUGAACAGACUGCUUGGAAUUGUGCUGGAUGUGGAGUACUUGUACACAUGUGUCCAUAAAGAAGAGGAUCCUGACACUAAACAAGUUUACUUUUCUCUCUUCAAAUUGCUACGGAAAUGCAUCCUGCAGAUGGGAAGGCCUGUGGUAGAAGCUCUGGAAAGCCCACCUUUUGAAAAACCAAGCAUUGAACAGGGUGUGAACAACUUUGUGCAGUACAAGUUUAGCCACCUACCGUCAAAAGAGAGGCAAACCAUUGUGGAGCUUGCAAAGAUGUUCCUCAACCAGAUCAACUACUGGCAGCUAGAGACGCCCUCACAAAGAAGGCAAAGAGCACCUGAUGAUGAUGUGGCUGGUUAUAAAGUCAAUUACACCAGGUGGCUGUGUUACUGUAAUGUGCCCCAGUCCUGUGACAGUCUCCCUCGGUAUGAGGCCACACAGAUUUUCGGCCGCACUUUCCUGCGCUCUGUGUUCACUGUAAUGAGGAAACAGCUGCUGGAACAGGCCCGGCAGGAGAAAGACAAACUACCACCUGAGAAACGCACACUCAUUCUUACACAUUUCCCCAAGUUUUUGUCUAUGCUGGAAGAAGAGGUUUAUAGUCAUAAUUCGCCCAUCUGGAGUGAGGACUUCAUGGUUCCUUUAUCAGGUGGACAGAUUCCCACAGUGAUCAGUGCUCCACCUGUGACCCGCCCCCUGUACUACAGCAGUAGUCCCGCCCCAGUGGAGCUGGUUGGAGGAGGCAGUGUAAGCCCAGCCAGGAAAACAGCAUCCGCUUUGGAGCCCAAUUCAGGUGGAGAGAAGCGAAAGUCUUCUGAGCCGUUGUCUCACGAGGACAGCAAACGACCCCGUGUGGUUGGUGACAUUCCUAUGGAAUUAAUUAAUGAAGUCAUGUCUACAAUUACAGACCCUACUGCCAUGCUGGGACCAGAGACCAGUCUUCUCUCCGCUCAUUCUGCACGUGAUGAAGCCGCUCGAUUAGAGGAGAGGCGUGGCGUCAUCGAGUUCCACGUCAUUGGAAACUCCCUCAACCAGAAGCCCAAUAAGAAGAUCCUCAUGUGGCUUGUUGGUCUGCAGAACGUCUUCUCACACCAGCUGCCCCGCAUGCCUAAAGAAUACAUCACACGCCUCGUCUUUGACCCGAAACACAAGACUCUGUCUCUGAUUAAAGAUGGCCGUGUUAUUGGGGGAAUCUGUUUCCGGAUGUUUCCAACUCAGGGCUUCACUGAGAUUGUGUUCUGUGCUGUCACCUCCAAUGAACAAGUCAAAGGUUAUGGGACUCACCUCAUGAACCAUCUGAAGGAGUAUCACAUCAAGCACGAAAUUCUCAACUUUCUCACCUACGCUGAUGAAUACGCCAUUGGCUACUUCAAAAAACAGGGAUUCUCUAAAGACAUUAAAGUGCCGAAGUCAAAGUACGUGGGCUAUAUUAAAGAUUACGAGGGGGCCACACUCAUGGGCUGUGAACUGAACCCCAGCAUCCCUUACACUGAGUUCUCUGUCAUCAUCAAGAAACAGAAAGAGAUCAUUAAGAAGCUUAUAGAGCGCAAGCAAGCACAGAUUCGGAAAGUCUACCCUGGCCUGUCCUGUUUCAAGGAGGGAGUUCGUCAGAUUGCCAUUGAGAGCAUUCCAGGAAUCCGUGAGACAGGCUGGAAGCCUUUAGGGAAGAGCAAAGAGCUGAAGGAUCCAGACCAGUUGUACAGCACCUUAAAGAACAUCUUGCAGCAGGUCAAGUCACAUCAGAAUGCAUGGCCAUUCAUGGAGCCUGUAAAGAAGAACGAGGCCCCUGGUUAUUAUCAAGUCAUCCGCUUCCCUAUGGACUUGAAGACAAUGAGCGAGCGUCUAAAGAGUCGUUACUAUACCACGCGGAAGCUGUUCAUGGCUGACAUGCAGAGGAUCUUCACUAACUGCAGAGAGUACAACCCUCCUGAAAGCGAGUACUAUAAAUGUGCCAACCUACUAGAGAAAUUCUUCUACACCAAGAUCAAAGAGGCGGGCCUCAUCGAAAAGUUAUCCAGCUAGGGGGCGCAAGUAGUCCGUUGCCCUUUCUACCUCUUUUCUCCACAUUUAUCAUAUAUAGAACUCCUUUUUAUCCCCAUUGUUUUUGCAUCAAAAGGAGGGUUUUCUGAAAUUAAGACAUUUAAAGGAAUAGUUUACCCAAAAAUUCAAAUUUGAUGAAAAUGUAACCUCAGGCCAGCCAAGAUUGUUUGUAAUCUGUAAAAAUUUGGAGAAAUUUAGCAUUUCAUCACUUGCUCACCAGAGGAUCCUCUGCAGUGAAUGGGUGCCGUCAGAAUGAGAGUCAAGAUAUCUGUUAAAAGCAUCACAAGUAAUCCACUUGAUUCCAGUUUAACAUCUUAUGAAUCAAAAAGCUGUUUGUAAAAAACAAAUCCAUCAUUAAAGCAUCACAAGGCAUUAACUGAUUAUUGUGAUGUUUUAAUCAGCUGUUUGGACUCUUAUUCUGACGGCACCCAUUCACUGCAGAGGAUCCAUUGGUGAGCAAAUUUUGCCAAAAUUUCUCCAGAUCUGCUGUGAUGACCAAAAAACACGUUUACAUUUUGGAUGGCCUGAGGGUUAUUACAUUUUCAGGAAAUUUUAAUUUUUGGGUGAACCAUUUCUAUGAAGAUAAGUAUUUGGCGCAUGUGAAUGUCCACAUGACCGCCAUGUGUGAAAAGUCUUUUUCCUGUCUUAAAAAUUCCUUCUGCCAAAACUGUGGAACAAUUUUACGGUAUGUGCGGCUGGAUGCUUUUGGUGUGCAGGUGUUCUUGCUAGUGUGUGUAUAUAAUAGUAAAAAUCUGUUUAUAUAGAUACAAUUUUAUGAAAAAAAACAAACAAACUAUAUUUUAUAUACAGUCGUGGCCAAAAGUUUUGGCAAUGACAUACGUUUUUGUUUUGCAAAGUUUGCUGCUUUGGUAUUUGUAGAUUAUUUUUCCACGUUUCUAUGGUAUACUGAAAAACAAUGAUAAGCAUAGGCUUUUAUUGGCAAAAAAAUAUGAGUCAGUAUUUAUAGUGUUAACCCUUGUUCUUCAUAACCUCUGCAAUUCACUCUGGCAUGCUGGAUAUUAGCUUCUGGGCCAAAUCCUGUCUGAUGGCGAUCCAUUCUUGCCUUAUUAGUUUUUAGAGUUGAU
Messenger RNA from Cyprinus carpio (common carp), 4166 nucleotides. Its product is annotated as histone acetyltransferase KAT2B-like. The record is from RefSeq and is a predicted model, not a curated record. Bases 664 to 3063 code for a protein of 799 amino acids. Gene Ontology annotation, biological process: positive regulation of transcription by RNA polymerase II; chromatin remodeling. NCBI's taxonomy places the organism in Eukaryota, Metazoa, Chordata, Actinopteri, Cypriniformes, Cyprinidae. The transcript is spliced from 18 exons. Gene Ontology annotation, molecular function: histone H3 acetyltransferase activity; protein binding. Gene Ontology annotation, cellular component: nucleus; histone acetyltransferase complex.